Molecule: messenger RNA, 2624 nt
Organism: Cervus elaphus (red deer)
Lineage: Eukaryota; Metazoa; Chordata; Mammalia; Artiodactyla; Cervidae
Gene: LRP2BP
Product: LRP2 binding protein
Exons: 10
Coding region: 1393-2439 (348 amino acids)
Molecular function (GO): protein binding
Source: RefSeq, a predicted model, not a curated record
GUGCCCAGCUCAUUAGUCCCUCUGGGGAAGCAGAAGUCGCGGGUGGAGGUUUUGGUUUCUGCUGGCGCGCACGUAACCAGGAAACGAAGGCGCUACCAGGAUCUUGGGCGGCAACACAACCUUUGGAAGCUGCUACUGCACUUGGUGCCGGCCCCCCGCGGCCCCAGCCUCUGGCUCCUGAGGAAAGAAAGUUCCUUCUGAGUCACCGUGUUCAAAGCCGUCCCAGGCUUGCCUCUGUCCCUCAGGCCCUGGACAUUUAGGAAAGCUAGAGCUUGAGAGGGUGUGGGGGGUAGGGGUGGUGGUGGAGGGGCGGCUAAGGUGAGCUAAGGGGCUAGGUUUUCCCACAGGACUGUUUCACCCACACCCCAAAAUGACACUAUGCCCUUUCCGGGAGUGACGUAAAGUGAGCCCGCCAUUGUAAUGUGGCCCCUGAGAGACCGGUCGGGCACAGUGCUGGACUUGUCGCCUGGGGAAAUGGUGGUCCCAGCUCUUAGCUCUGAGCUUGCUGAGACGGGAGCCCCGCACUCGUCGUGAGGAGUUAGUGGAUAAACGAAAAGAAAACUGUAGAAACAAGACAUUCUGACUUCAAAGCCAUAGCCACUGACCCUGUAGAUUAUCUCUGGACAGUUCCUAAGCACUUUUUUUUUUCUUCUUCCCCAGGUUAAUCUAGCUAAAAGCUAAAGUUCCAACCAUGUAUUUAUUUUCCCUAAUAUCUUAAUCUGUACCCCUCUAUGUGAUGGUACCUUUUGAGAGCAAGACUGAAAGUUUAUUCUGUUUUUGGAGAACAAGCUCUGUCCUCUGAAUAUAGAUGGGUGGCCUUUUUGUUCUAAUUUUGCUUACAGUUUCUUGUUUAUUUUGUAAUAAGAGCCAUAAACUAAUUUUGUAGUAAUUUAUAUUACUAGAUUUAUACAGUUGAUCCAAGAUGUCGACUUAGAGAAAAAUGUGCAGCAUGAGAGGUGUGAGUUAAAGUUUAUUCAGGGUUUUACUGAGGACUGUAGCCCCAGAGACAGCUUUCAGAUAGCACUGAGGAACUACUCCAAAGAGGUGAGGGUGGGGAAGCUAGUUUAUAUGUGAUUUUUUUUUUGAUGUUAGGGAAUACAUGCAGUCAACAUGGAUCUUGAUAAAAGAUCACUGCUAGUUACAAAGAACAAAUAUUCCAAGUUAAUGAUUAUAGUGCUUUUCUAUGUAUGGGAAGCAGAGUUCAUUAAAAUUCUUCGGGAAAUGCAUUUAACUAAGGGCCUGUUAGUCCAAAGCACAGAGCAUCCCCUUUUCAUCUUUUAUUUCCUCUGUCUGAAGCACUGAGUGCACCUCCUGUUAUCACUUUAAUCUCUUCAUCUGAAGCAUCCUGUGCCUUGCUGCCUCAAAGACUUGAAUACCCACUGUGGAGACAGGAUGAAGUUGACCAGUGAAAAGUUGCCCAAGAACCCCUCUUAUACUUCUCUAUCCCACUUUGCUGCUAAGAAUACAAAACUCUUCCAAUGGAGAAAGGAAAAGACUGAUCAUUACAGCCAUGCUGAUUUGGUGGAUAAGGCUUUGCAGCUCUUGAAGGAAAGGAUAAGAAGAGGGGAUACUAUGGCAUAUUUCCUACGAGGUCAACUUUAUUUUGAAGAGGGAUGGUAUGAAGAAGCGUUAGAACAGUUUGAAGAAAUCAAGGAAAAGGAUCAUCAGGCAACUUACCAGCUAGGAGUGAUGUAUUAUGAUGGCCUGGGGACGGUCGCAGACUCUGAAAAAGGAGUGGAAUAUAUGAAGAAAAUUGUUGAUUCUCCAUGCCCCAAAGCAAGACACUUAAAAUUUGCAGCAGCUUACAACCUUGGAAGAGCUUAUUACGAAGGAAAAGGUGUUAAACGAUCAGACAAGGAAGCUGAAAGACUGUGGCUUUUUGCUGCAGACAGUGGAAACCCAAAAGCUAGUGUGAAGGCUCAGAGUAUCCUAGGACUGUAUUACUCAACAAAGGAGCCCAAAGAGCUUGAGAAGGCAUUUUAUUGGCAUUCAGAAGCUUGUGGCAAUGGAAACCUGGAGUCCCAGGGUGCCUUGGGGCUCAUGUACUUCUACGGACAAGGUAUCCGCCAGGAUACUGAGGCUGCCCUGCACUGCCUAAGGGAAGCCGCGGAGCGUGGCAACGUCUAUGCUCAAGGGAAUCUCGUGGAGUAUUACUAUAAGAUGAAGUUCUUUACAAAGUGUGUUGCAUUUUCCAAAAGGAUCGCCGACUAUGAUGAGGUUCACGACAUCCCCAUGAUAGCCCAGGUCACAGACUGUCUCCCGGAAUUCAUCAGCAGAGGCAUGGCCAUGGCCUCUUUCUACCACGCACGGUGUCUGCAGCUUGGCUUGGGGAUCACAAAGGAUGAGGCGACAGCUAAACGCUAUUAUUCUAAAGCUUGUCGUCUGAAUCCUGCAUUGGCAGAUGAACUUCACACUUUACUUAUUCAUCAAAGAAUUUAGACCACAAUGCAUUUCAACAAAGAUCAUCGAUUGGAACAGCUUAGAAUGAGCAGAACACGGGCCUCACCUGGAAUGUUCUCGAGCAGCUUCUGCUGUGCUCUCCGCUUUGUUUCCUGGCUGUGCGCUCGGCUUUGUUCUUGGCGUGGAGUUGUUUUUGGCGGCGCCAGCUUCCCAUUGGGCCAAAA